Athene cunicularia (burrowing owl) is the source of this 8215-nucleotide messenger RNA. It is a transcript of the gene MAP3K2, whose product is annotated as mitogen-activated protein kinase kinase kinase 2. Gene Ontology annotation, molecular function: protein binding; protein kinase activity; ATP binding. Bases 103 to 1977 code for a protein of 624 amino acids. Gene Ontology annotation, biological process: protein phosphorylation. The record is from RefSeq and is a predicted model, not a curated record. The transcript has 17 exons. Lineage: Eukaryota; Metazoa; Chordata; Aves; Strigiformes; Strigidae.
GGAGCUGCCGGGAGCACCGUCCCUGUGCAGAUGGCGGAAAUAAAAUAAUGCUAGUGAAGCAAUCAUUUCCCUGAAGUUCAAGUUUUCAGGCUCACUGCCAUUAUGGAUGAACAGCAAGCUUUGAAUUCAAUCAUGCAGGAUUUGGCUGUGCUUCAUAAGGCCAGUCGUCCUGUAUUGCCCCAGCAAGAAACAGGAAAACCAAAGUCAUCUUCACCUAAAAAACAGAAUGAUGUUAGAGUCAAAUUUGAACAUCGAGGUGAAAAAAGAAUCCUGCAAUUACCAAGGCCUGUUAAACUUGAAGAUCUUGCAGCUAAAGCUAAAGUUGCUUUUGGACAGACUAUGGAUUUACAUUACAGCAAUAAUGAGCUUGUAAUUCCAUUAACCACACAGGAUGACCUGGACAAAGCUGUUGAACUGCUUGACCGUAGUGUUCAUAUGAAAAGUCUCAAGAUAUUGCUUGUAAUACAUGGAAAUACACAGUCACCCAGUGUAAAUAAUGUGGAACCCUUGCCCUCACUGGAAGAUUUAGAUAAUACAGUGUUUGGUGUGACAGACCGAAAAAGGCGACUGUCUGUAAUAGGUUCUAAUACUCGUGAUAGAAGUUCACCUCCCCCAGGAUACAUUCCAGAUGAGCUGCAUCAGGUAGCCCGAAAUGGGUCCUUCACCAGUAUCAACAGUGAGGGUGAAUUCAUUCCAGAAAGUAUGGAUCAGAUGCUGGAUCCAUUGUCUUUGAGCAGUCCUGAAAACUCUGGCUCAGGAAGCUGUCCCUCACUUGACAGCCCUUUAGAUGGAGACAACUAUCCCAGAUCUCGGAUGCCAAGAGCACAGAGCUAUCCAGAUAAUCAUCAGGAAUUCUCAGUAGAGUAUGAUAUCCCAAUAUUUGAGAAAUUUGGAAAGGGGGGGACUUAUCCCCGAAGAUACCAUAUUUCAUAUCAUCAACAAGACUACAAUGAUGGUCGUAAAACUUUUCCGAGAGCCAGAAGGACUCAGGGGAACAGCUUCCGAUCACCAGUUAGUUUCAGUCCCACUGAUCACUCACUGAGCACCAGUAGUGGAAGCAGUGUCUUUACACCAGAAUAUGAAGAUAACCGAAUGAGGAGGAGGGGAAGUGACAUAGACAAUCCUACCUUGUCAGUCAUGGACAUCAGCCCACCCAGUCGCUCACCACGAGCUCCAACUAACUGGAGACUUGGUAAACUGCUGGGUCAAGGUGCAUUUGGCAGAGUAUAUCUGUGUUACGAUGCUGAUACUGGAAGAGAACUGGCUGUUAAACAAGUUCAGUUUGAUCCUGAUAGUCCAGAAACCAGCAAGGAAGUAAAUGCACUUGAAUGUGAGAUUCAGUUGCUGAAAAACCUGCUGCAUGAAAGAAUUGUUCAGUAUUAUGGCUUCUUGAGAGAUCCACCAGAAAGAACACUCUCUAUAUUCAUGGAAUAUAUGCCUGGGGGUUCCAUCAAAGACCAACUAAAAUCAUAUGGAGCACUCACAGAGAAUGUGACUCGUAAAUAUACGCGGCAGAUUUUGGAAGGAGUUCACUAUUUGCACAGUAAUAUGAUUGUCCAUCGAGAUAUUAAAGGAGCAAAUAUUUUGCGAGAUUCAGCAGGCAACGUGAAGCUCGGUGACUUUGGUGCCAGCAAACGACUGCAGACUAUCUGUCUCUCUGGUACAGGAAUGAAGUCUGUCACAGGAACUCCAUACUGGAUGAGUCCAGAAGUUAUUAGUGGAGAAGGGUAUGGCAGAAAAGCAGACAUCUGGAGCGUAGGUUGUACAGUGGUAGAAAUGCUCACGGAGAAGCCCCCGUGGGCAGAGUUCGAAGCAAUGGCUGCCAUCUUUAAAAUUGCCACUCAGCCAACCAACCCCCAGCUACCACCUCAUGUCUCCGACCAUGCUCGGGAUUUCUUGAAACGGAUUUUUAUCGAGGCCAAGCUGCGACCAUUUGCAGAUGAACUGCUAAGACACACGUUUGCACACUAUCACUAACAGCCUGCCUCAACUCAGCUUGCAUCUACUGCAUUUAUUUUCUAUUUGACUGCACUUUUAUUUUUAUUUUUUAAAAAAAAAGGAGAAAAAGACAAGAGAGAGAAUAUUCUCUUGAAUCUUUGUUUCACUUAGAUUGUAAACAAUCUAAAUUUUGUAUCUAAAAUGAGAAUCUUCUCUCCCCCACUCCCACCAGGACUAGAACUUUUUGUUUCUAUAAUGUACUGAUGUGGUUCCUGUAGAUAAAGCACUUUAGUACAUAUUUGUUCCUUAUUUAACGUGGAAAAAAAAAAAAAAGACAAAUGCUUGGACAGUCAGGAACUGUGUGACUUUUUCUGACACCGCUGACUGACUCAGGGUGCAAGGAAAAACAGACAUGCAGCUAAAGGACAAGAAGGUUACUUCUCUGUGAUUCUUUAUAUUGUAGGUACUUGUGGCAGAGAGUUCUAAGUUCUUACUAUAUUUUAGCAUUUUAAUCAGUUUCUGGAUUUUACGGUUUAAGCUGGAACACACAAUCCUGAGCGUUAAUGAUAAAGCUGGAAGAACUUGGAACUCUUUGUACAGCAGCGUGUCUAACCGGUACUUCUAUGUGACCAAAAGAAAACAACAAAAAAAGAACUCAACACUGAUGUACUAGUUAGAGAUUUUGGUGUAGAGCUAUUGUAUUAUCUUAAUAGGAAAACAAUUACAGGUAAACAGAUUAUGGACCCACACUCCUAGGAAUACUCUACUGCGAGGGGAAAAUUUCUGUAAUAGACAAGGGUCAGCUGUUGGAUGUAAAUAGUUAGGAGAAUGCCUCCUGCUGUAUCUGCCAAAGAGAACCUCUGUUGCUUAAGCUUGGAGGGAGAUGGUUAUCUUAGAUUAAAAAAAAAUAGUGAUGUUGAGAGUCAAUUCUCCUCCACAAUCCCAUGAAUGGUUGGGGGGGGAGAAGGCAAGUGACUAAUCCUUGUGCAGUAUAUGAGUUACUUAAUUCAGAAUGAGCUAUAAGAAAUAGUGUUUUCAAAGCUGUCCAGAGGCGCUAGGAUGGAAUGUAUGUCAACAUCAAGUGCCUGAAUAACAUAAAAUACUUCCCAUUAUGCAUUAAAAAAAUCUGUUUUAGUAACACAAUUCUGUCAUCUAGGAUGUGUUGAAAAUUCUCAAAAUAAAGUUAAACAUCUUUUAACACCAGGAAUAAGUCACUGAGAAGGAUAAAACUCCAGUUACAUUUUUAAUAAGGUAGCAAUGAUAAAUCCACAUGAAGGAGGCGGCACAGGACAAAAGAUUGUAUGAGGUAUAGGCCAAAAGUGCAGAGACCCAGCAAUUAAAUAACAUGAGAAUGAUGACUCCAGCCUGAUAAUUCAGAAGAUUGGUGUUUGUCAGAUUUCCAACUGUUAUAAAAUGUACAUUAAUCACUUUUUCUAUUUCUGAAAGAGUAUAAUAAAAAUGCAAAAGUAAAACUCUGAAAUACUGCUUCUCAACUGAGAAGUCCAGGUACUGAUCAGGUGUAGUGAAUAACUGACUCCUCAUAACAGAGAAGUCAAACUCUCAUAUUUUUGUAGAACACAACAUAAAUUAUUUAAAAGGACAUUUGGAAAUAAACUAUUGGACUACAGAACUGAAAUAACGUAUACUGUUUUGGAUAAUUCAUUGCUUGCUUUUGUUGUUUUGUAAAGUCAGAGCGGGCUGGUACUGUGAACCUUGUCCACUCUAACAAGGCUCUACCUCUUUUGCAUCUUUAGAGGACUGUCAGAAUUAUGAAGUGCAUGGAGAUAGGCCAAUCAGCUUACCCAUUCCUACAUGAGAUUUCCGAAUUUAUUAUGCUUUCAAAUUUUAUACCAGAGCAUAAGUAGGAGUAUGGAUCUAUCUUAACCACUUUACCUGUAGUGAAGUAAAAAUUAUUUUUAUUUUGUUUUGGUUUGUUUUUUAGCAGUCUCUCCUGAGACAGAGUAGUGGCUUCUUUUUUUUUUUGUGAGGAUUUUACCCAGCUUAUAAUUUUCUUAGUCAGGGUAUGCAACUGUAGACAGUUUUCUGAGCAUGGGAAGAACUAGUCAGACAAGGGACCGUUAGAAGGCUGAAAGGAAAGUCAACUUGUUUCUCUGUCACUAGAUAAAAGCUAUGAAAGCAGCCUUUAAGAAGAAUUGGUGUGUACUCUGCUGUAAAAGACCUUUGCUUUAUAAGCAAAAUUUAGUGACAGCAGGGAUGGGAAGUUUAAUGUAGAGCCUAAUAUUUUAUGUAGGUAAUUUAAAGAUCAUAUAAUUGAAAUGAUUGAUUUCAAACAGAUUAAGAAGGUACUAAAACCAAGGUGAUAAUGUAUAUAAAAAUCAGUAGUGGACAGUGAUGUAUGAAAAGGUAAGGAAAUUUUAUAUUACCAAAAAAGGACAUUAAAGGGAAAAUGUAACCAGGUUUAUCUGUAGCGUUUGUGACAUUUAAAUAUACUGUCCUAAAAAGAAACAGCACUCUCUGAAGCUUGAAAAUUUUCAGAAUCUAGUUUUCUUAAUGUGUCCUUUUUGUGAGACAGUGCUGGCUCAUGUAUAUUGCAAUAUCACUUCCUCAUUGUGAUUUUUAAUUACUGAAUAAUUUUCUGCUUUUAUGCCUUUUCUAAAAAUUGCAUUCAGUCAUGACAACAGUAAGCAUUUUGGAGCCAGGAAAAAAAAAAGAAUUUGCAGAAUGCUUUUUCCUUAAUUUCCUUGACAUACUAGAAGGCUGCCAGCAUAAGGAUGGUGCUUCUUAAAUGAAGAGGACAUUUUCAAGUGGUUUUAGUAAAAUUUUAUGAAUUUAACCCAGAUUGGUCUUGAGCUGUUUUUGGGGUUUUUUUAACCCUAUGGAGAAUUUGUCUACUGACUUAAGCAACUUACAGUAAAUUACAUAAUUAUUAAUGUAAAUUUUUGAGCUAGAAAUAAUUCUGAAUCUAAAUCAGACUUUUACCAAAAGGUUAGCUAAUAUUUAUCCCCUACUGGGGUAGUGUAGUAAAAGAAGCUGCAUUAUAUGACGUAGUAGGUCUGUAUACAAUGUCUGUAAAACACGUUGAUUACUAGCGUGAUGCUGAACAAACCCUAGUUCUAGAAUUUGAGAGGGUGCAUGGAAUUGCAUGCUUAAAACUCCAUUGGAGGAGGGUGACAGAGCUAAGAUCCUUGCUCACAACUUUUAAUAUUUUACGAACAAAGAUACCAGCAUUUCAGAAUCAUAAAUUACUCUUAACUGGUCAAUCCAAUUACUAGAAAAUGUCAAUAGAAACAAUACUGUUUUGGUUUUCUCUAAAUGCCACGAUGAAGCUGUGAAGGGUCGAAGUUCACAGUGAGUGUGUAUUUUCAAAGGACUUACUAAUGAAUUUUAUUAUUCUGUUUGUUGCACGUAUUAACUAACAAAAGUCAAGCUACUUCUGUAGUUUGAAUGGUGUAACUAACAGUCCUGCUAGAGUGCAACUGAAAGUUUCAGUUGUUAGAUCACAUUGUUUAUUUUUAAUUUGGGCGAUAGAAAUAUCCAUGCAAGAAUUAAAAAAAGGUAUGGAUAUAAUAACUGCAAAGUUUAAAUAUAGUCUUAAAAUUUUCAUUUUAUUUGCAAUUUGAUUUGUAGCUAAACCGCCCUUUCAGUAUAAAAAAAAUCAGAGGUUGUUUUUUUUAGCUAGUGCCUUUUAUCUGUAUGCCUUAAUUUUGUUCAUCAUUGAACACCAUAUUGAAAUAUGUCAUACAGUUCCAUGUCACCAGAAGAGUCUUAGAGUGUGGGUUUUUUCAUAGUGCCCAAACCAGAAUUCACCUAACUGCACUGAAAAGUGUACGUUGGUCAUAAACUGCUGCAGACAUAUAAAAAGUGGGUUUUAGAGCACUUCCAGAAGGCUUCCUGUGCUAAUAAGGUUUUGUAUUUGCAUUUUGGAGGUCACACACUGAUGUGCGUACCAGGAAAAGGACUUUUCUGCCCUCACAGAAAUACUGUUAGAGUUGAGAUUUAGCUUCCUAGCUCUGAGUACUAGACUCUGGGUUUACUGUAGAGACCGCAGCAGAGUUCUUAAUGGACUUGAAAUUGUAGUUGGUACAUACGUAAAUGUGGUACUGUAUUAAAAGCUUUUUAAUUCCAGUACACAGGAAUAUGAUGUGUCUAAGCAAAUCAAUAGAUUUCUCAGUGAAUCAUGCCCAUUAAAUUCUUUCCUGUGCCUUUUGGAUAAUCCUAAUCCUGCCGUUGUCUUGACUGAAAGCCUUGUAGCACCUGUAGGUACAGCACAGUACAGCAAGCCAUUCUUUUGGAAAACACAGAACAAUGUCUAACUGUGGCUUCAGAGACUUGAGCAAAUUGGUCAGAUCUACUGUUAUUUAUAACCAAUUUCUUACUUUUUUAAUCUUGAAAGUCUUUGUCACGCAUAUAGAAAAGCAUUAUUUGUGUGCUUGAAUGUAAGUCCCUAUGGUGUUUCUGGAAAAGCAAAAGUAUUACCAACCAGUAUUGUUUUUUCUUACUGGUAACUUGCUGUCUUGCAUUAAUGACAAGUCUGCAGUGUAAAAUCACAUACACUUACCAAAGCUUUUCUAUCCCCAUAUACAUAUAGCCAAAAGUGAUAUUUCAUGGAUUAGUACUGUUAUUUAUAGAUAUCUAUAUCUCCAUCAGUAAGCUAUUGCUAACUGAGUAAAGCAGGUACUAGUAAAAUGUGGUAGACACUGCCCAUAUUUAAGAGAUUUGGGUAUUUAUAUAUUUGCUGUUCUGAUGUGCAAAAUUCAUGCCAUCAUUAAAAUGAAGAGUUUGCUUUUCAAAACUCUUAACAAUCUUACUGUUGUCAUUCUAAAAUGAAUGCAUAGGCUCGGUGACUAAACCUGGUGACCUUUAUAGCCGGGUUUGAGCUUUGGGACAUUUAAGGAAUGCCAUGAAGAUAAGCAGAUUUAUGAUCUGAACUGCUCUGUGCACCAUAGUGAGAACACUUCAAAGCUGAGUCCGCUUGAUGUGGCAGCCAAAUGUCACCCACAGUUACGGGGGUGUUGAUGCUGCCUUCAGGAGGAGCCACAAACACACACCAAAGGGAGCUGUCAGAAUUCCUACCAACCCGGGAUUUCUGCAUCAAAAUCCUUGAUGAGAAACAAAGGAGCUCCUUCCUCUUUUUAUUUACCCCUCUUGGCCUGCACGGUUUGUUGUUCUUUCUAGCUGGCGUAACUUAAAUACUGCAUAGGUGGUGGCCACUGAUAGCUCCUGAAUAAGGUGCAAGUUCAUGUACAGCUUUAUACCCUGUCACUUGAACCCGGGACGCUGCAGCUACCCACUUGCUGGAGCAACCCUUGGGUUUUCUCUAGCAAUACAUACAUAUACAUAUUUGAGGGUUAGAAGAGAUGGAAGAGAUGAGGUUUUUUACGUUUCAAAGCACUGAUGCUAGCAGUCACGCUUUGGCAAAGUCUUAGUUUUCAUAAAUUUAUGUUAAAAGAGGAACUGGAUUAAAGCACAUUAAAAUUGUAUCUCAUGGUUCAGCCCUUACAUUGAGUCCACUGAUGAGGAUUGGAAGUCAGGGUCUGUUGUGGAGAGAUAAGGAAAAGGAUACUCAAACUCCAGAGUGGAUAUUCAUGGGAAAUAUUUCAGACGUUUGUCAUGUCUUUUACCCCAAAACUUGAUGAUCCUUUUCCCCAGAGGUUAUAUAACGUGGAUUUAAAAACAAGGAUUGUAUUUUCUUUACUGAACAGGAGUUAGAUUGUCAGAGCCCUAGUAUUUCUUGUUAAUACCAGUAAAAAAAAGGGUGUCAUCCUAAAAUUGGAGCGGUUUAUUAAAGCAUAGUGUCUGUCAUCUCAGACCUCGCAGGAGUCGUAUAACGGAGUAUCACUGUAAAUACAUGGAGGAGACUUAGAUGAAUCGGAAUGUAGGCUUUUAGUUUUCAUGAAGCUAUGAAUAAAAAUUUGUAAAUUUACUCAAUCUAAUGUACAUUUUUAUGUAGCCAUUAAAUUCUCUAUUUAAUCUAUCAGUUUCUCACUGUAAAUGUUUUUACUCUCAGUUGAAUGCUGGGCACAGUUUGUAAUGUAUGUACACAAAGGUGUUUUUUUCUAUCAACGUUGACUUUUUUGCACAUUUUUGGAAAUAUUUAAUUUGUACACUGAUUUAAUACUCUGACCAAUUGUUGAUGGGUGUAUGAGAAUCACGUGUGUGUGCAAUGUACUACUGUCUGGAUGUAUGGGGUUUUUUAUUACUUUUGAGAUGUUGCUACCAGUAACUGCACUGCUGUUGCUGCUUUACAUGGAAUAUCUUGUGUAUAAAACAAAAAAAAAGAUAAAAACAAUUAAAAAAUUAGCCUAUGGUUAUCUUG